This is a messenger RNA of Closterium sp. NIES-65, 987 nucleotides long. Lineage: Eukaryota; Viridiplantae; Streptophyta; Zygnematophyceae; Desmidiales; Closteriaceae. The record is from the annotation of a GenBank genome assembly.
AUGACGACCAUCUGCAGGAGUCCGAAACUGCACUUGCAAUUCCACACCUUGGCGGAUCUGCACAGCUUUGCCACCACAAUGAGAGCCUCUGGCCACUCCCUCACCUCCCUUCGCCUGGGGCCCACUCCCACGGAUGCAUCCCACUGGGAAGACCCCUUCUCCGCUGCUCAAUCCAUCCACCUCGUGUUGGACCAGCACAGAGUGCACCUCGUGCGCUCCCUACCUGCCUCUCUCAACUCCCUAUCUGUUUCAGCGCAUUCUCUCGACCUCCACUGUCACUGUGAAGCCCCGCUCUCCCUUGACUUCCUCAUGCUGAUUGGUCGCAAGCGCCUCGUGGUGGCAUCGCUCCCCCUCGCAUCGGCCAAAGACGUCUACCUGAACGCACCAAGCAUGCAAGAGGAGUCAGUCAAUCCUCUCACCAACCCCCCUCACUCCCUCAGCAACCUCUCUCACUCACCUCAGAUUUCUCCAAAUCAGCCUUCCAUCUCCCGAGAACUUCACUCUCCAUCCAUCUCUGAAUCCUCCUUGAUCCGCGUGCUGCAAUCCGUAGCCCCCACAGUGGAGGCACUGAUGGUGCCACACUCGCUGCCGAUAGAGUCAGUGGAGGGCGAGUGGAGGGAGCUACACUGCCUGGCAAUCGGUGUGCGUGGGAGCAAGGCGGGCAGGGGGAGGUGCAAGACAGCAGUGGAGGCAGCAGAGGCUCGUGCGGGCGGCAUCAGCCCGCUGCGGUCUCUCCUGUUCGCCACGCGCCGGUGCAACUCCGACACUCUCGUGUCGCUGCAAGAGGACUUCCCCUCGUUGGAGAUCUACUGCGUUGUUGGCAGGUUGCUCUGCUGGAAGCCCAUUGGCAGCGAGCGGCUCAGUCAGCCCAUCGUGUGUGUGAGUGUGCAUCGGGCUGCUUCAAAUGCUCCGCGGUUUGAGACAACGGAAGGCUCAAGUGGCGAGAUAGAUGUGGGCGACUUUAUGGAUGGCCUUCAGUGCCUCUGA